AUGAUUAUUAAUCGAUGGAGAUAUGGUUCUCGCGUUCGAGCUAAUUUUCGACAAACAACUGGUGAUAAUAAAGAUGUACAGCUAAAUAUUAUUUAUCUUUCACAUUUUAUUCAUUUACCGAAUGCCAAAAUAUUGGAAUUUCAAUCAAGGUUUCCUAUUGAUCGAUGGAAAGAUGUUGAAUUUAUCCUACAAGCAUAUUCAAAUGUAAUUAAUUUUAUAAUUGUUACUCCAUUUUUAGUUUUAUCAAAAUUUCAUGAUAAUUUAUCUCUUAUGUCCGUGUUAUUAACAAAUUACGAUGAUCAAAUCAAUAACUGA
Messenger RNA from Rotaria sp. Silwood2, 315 nucleotides. The record is from the annotation of a GenBank genome assembly. NCBI's taxonomy places the organism in Eukaryota, Metazoa, Rotifera, Eurotatoria, Philodinida, Philodinidae.